Laetiporus sulphureus 93-53 is the source of this 1320-nucleotide messenger RNA. RefSeq lists its product as uncharacterized. NCBI's taxonomy places the organism in Eukaryota, Fungi, Basidiomycota, Agaricomycetes, Polyporales, Laetiporaceae. The coding region runs from base 63 to 926 and encodes 287 amino acids. The transcript has 4 exons. The record is from RefSeq and is a predicted model, not a curated record.
GUUGCUACGCUCCAUGGUCAUCUCCACAACUACUUACACUCACUGCCAUAUCGGCAAUCCGCAUGCCAGCAGGACUUUACCGGUUGCGAGACAAUCAUCCGAAUUAUCCUCAAGAUCAUGUCGCUUGGAUUAGCACAUAUUCCGAGCUGUCCGGUGCUCUGUCAUCGGAGACGCACCGGUCCCAUCCACAUCCACAGCCUUCACUUCGCAUGGACCACUCCCACGAUGCCCCUACCACACUGGAUCAAGCCGCAGCACAGGAUGGCAUUCAAGACUUCCGACAUGCUGGGAACUGGACUUCCCGCCCAAUAGAUGUCGCACCCGAGUAUAUGAGCGACGCCAAUUAUAUGUCACAUGGAGUCUUCACUACAUUUGGCCAUGAUUCAUCCACUCAGGCUGGUCGGCAGCCCCAAUCUUCCUCGUCCAUCUCGCCGCCUGUACCUAUGCAGCAACCGGUUCCUCUUACUCCAUAUCGAUUAAAGCAAUGCCCUCGGGGCUGUGACUCCCUUAUCUCAGUCUGGUUCCAGUCAUUAGAUGGAACGCUCGGAAUACCACUAUCUAUGGUGCCAUUGAAGGGCACUUGUUCAGCGCUGGCGAACGGUCUGCAGCCAAUUUGCAAUGGAGAUGUACCGGAGAAGGCAUCCAUUCGUAUGCAGUGGCCAGGCUAUAGUGUUUCGUACCACCGCCAAAUGAACAUACGGAAUGCCAGGCGCAAUCCGACUCCGAUAACUGUCAGCAAGCUCGCCAUCCUCGUAGCAUCGCAUACCAGGCUUAUGAUUGACCAAUAUGCCAACUAUGACUGCAGUGACGUCACUUGGCAAUUUGCGCCCAGAGGUCCUAUUCAUUACAGCAAUAUCAUCCUUGUCGGAGCUGUACAGGUCUCUCAUCGCAGCAUACAACCAAUCUUUGAAUACCUAAGGAAGUGACGGUAACACUGAUAUGCAUAUGCAUAAAUAUCAAUACUAUGUCAGGAUAUGCGAAGUAUGACUGUACAUGACAGGACUACCAUAACCGCACAGACACUUUAUGAAUUACAGUAAAUACAUAGUUAGCUAGGACCCUAUGGAUAUAUGCAAGAUAGGUACCCAAGCCACACACUGUAGCCAUCAGGAGGACGCCCACCACCGACAUGGUACAACUUCGGUAAUAUCGUAUCGGUAGCCGUGUCGCAGGUCCCCUUCUCUGUCAUACACUGUCGUCUCCACAACGUGACAGCAUGUGGAAGAGUACGGUAUAAAUUACAUGCAGUAUUAUGUAUUACUCCGUUGUCUGGUGACGACGGGAAUACCUGUCCAAUGAGUAUAAUAUAUUUCAGUAGUA